Messenger RNA from Histoplasma capsulatum G186AR, 384 nucleotides. RefSeq names its product peptidyl-prolyl cis-trans isomerase pin4. The transcript is spliced from 4 exons. Lineage: Eukaryota; Fungi; Ascomycota; Eurotiomycetes; Onygenales; Ajellomycetaceae. Bases 1 to 384 code for a protein of 127 amino acids. The record is from RefSeq and is a predicted model, not a curated record. Gene Ontology annotation, molecular function: peptidyl-prolyl cis-trans isomerase activity; DNA binding. Gene Ontology annotation, biological process: rRNA processing.
AUGGCCAAGGGCAACGCCAAAGACUCGGGUGCGAAAGGAAAAGGCAAAGGCAAGGCGAAAGACAGUGCUAAUUCCGAUGAGGGAGGCAAAGGCAAAGGGCUAAAGCCUGCAAAUUCCAUUAAUGUUCGACAUAUUCUUUGUGAGAAACACUCCAAAAAGGAGGAAGCUGCUGAGAAGCUGAGAAACGGGGCGAAAUUCGAUGACGUUGCAAGAGAAUUUUCAGAGGAUAAAGCUAGACAAGGUGGAUCUCUUGGCUGGAAAGUUCGAGGAAGCCUUAAUGGCGAGUUUGAAAAAGUUGCAUAUGAGCUAGAACCCAGUACAACCGCGAAUCCAAAAUGGGGGGAAGUGAAAACGGGAUUUGGGAGUUUGGCGUUGUGGGAAUGA